AUGUGUCCAGUAGCUGCCGCACACCGUGUAUCGGAUAAUCCUCGGCCCGGCACGCAGCUCCCGGAUUUCAAGACUCCAAAGCGCCCGUCCGUCCCUCCGCCAGCUCGUCCUCCUCGACCAAGCACCCGUGCGGCCGUCAAGAUGCUCUACGAGCUCAUUGCAAUCGUCCGACCAGGCAACCUCGGCGAAGUUAAAGAAAUCGCCCAGACAGUCGGGUCGCUCGUCCUCCGCAACGGCGGCGUCGUCCGCGGCCUCGACAACUGGGGCGUCUUCUCGCUCCCCAAGCCCGUCUCCGUGCACCAAAUGAAGCACACACACGGGCACUACUUUGUCCUGCGGUACGACUCGUCGACCAAGGUCCACCAGGACGUGAGGACGACGCUGCGCCUGGAACCGCGCAUGAUCCGCUCGGCGCACAUCAAGCUCGGCGACGGCAAGCUGAGCACCUUGUCGGGCUUCGGGGCACCAAAGUGGAGGACCCAGGGCGGCGAGACGUGA
Molecule: messenger RNA, 498 nt
Organism: Metarhizium album ARSEF 1941
Lineage: Eukaryota; Fungi; Ascomycota; Sordariomycetes; Hypocreales; Clavicipitaceae
Product: 37S ribosomal protein Mrp17
Exons: 4
Coding region: 1-498 (165 amino acids)
Biological process (GO): translation
Cellular component (GO): mitochondrial small ribosomal subunit; ribosome
Molecular function (GO): small ribosomal subunit rRNA binding; structural constituent of ribosome
Source: RefSeq, a predicted model, not a curated record